AUGGUGGAUGUGGAAUGUAUUCGCACCGGCGAGCGUGGCUUGUUGCCGACUCACUGUGUCAACGAUCCCCUAAAAUUAACAGCGUUUUCGGGGACGACUACUGCAUUUGUCCCGGACGCCACUGCUGGACAGCAUCACGACCUCAACCAGGCCGACAGCAGUGCACCAUUGGAGUCGGCCCAUCCGGAGAAGGCUGGCUGCAGCCCCUGCAGUUGUCCGGACCUCCUCGCCGAGCGUUGGUAUCAUGGCGCCAUCCAUCGCAGCUACGCUGAAUACCUUCUUAACAGCGGCAUCACCGGCAGUUUCUUGGUUCGUGAAUCCGAAACCAAUGUGGGCAGACUGACCAUCAGUCUGCGCUGCGAUGGAAAGAUCUUUCAC
Messenger RNA from Dibothriocephalus latus, 378 nucleotides. The record is from the annotation of a GenBank genome assembly. NCBI's taxonomy places the organism in Eukaryota, Metazoa, Platyhelminthes, Cestoda, Diphyllobothriidea, Diphyllobothriidae.